CGCUAACAACUUAGCCAGGUAGCUCUAGCGUAUGUGUGUAUGUGCGUGUAUGCGUGCGUGUGUGUGUGUGUGUGUGUACGCGUGUGUGUGUGUACACACGGCGGAGCUACUUUGAGAGGACGUAUACCUUCUUUUAGGGUUUAGCCGGCCUGGUGGUGGACGAUGCCCAGCAAGAAGAAGAAAUACAACGCCAGAUUCCCACCGGCUUUUCUCAUUGCAGGCGAGGAUCAAGAAAAUCAUGCAGACCGAUGAAGAAAUAGGCAAAGUCGCUGCAGCAGUGCCGGUUAUUAUAUCGAGAGCCCUGGAGCUCUUCUUGGAAUCGCUCCUUACAAAAGCCUGUCAGGUCACCCAGUCUCGAAAUGCAAAGACAAUGACGACGUCACACCUAAAGCAGUGUAUUGAACGGGAACAUCAGUUUGACUUCUUGAAAGACCUGGUAGCAGCGGUGCCAGUCAUGCAGGGCGAGGGGGAGGACAACCACACAGAGGGCGGAGACAAAAUCCCACGCAGAGGUCGAAAACCAGGGUCUGGCCGCAAGAAUGGAGGAGCUGGCUCCAAAGCCAAGGACAAGAAACUUUCAGGCACUGAGUCGGAGCAAGAGGACGACACCGAAGACAGUGAGACAGAUGGGGAUGAGGAGGACGGCUCUCAGUCAAGCACAAACCUGCAGCCAGCGUCCAGGUUCCUCAGCCCCGACGCACCACCCCAGUACCCGCACAUGGGCAACAUGGGCGCCGCGACCCCAGCACAGACGGCGGGCGGCAUUGCCACGACCCUGAGCUCCUUCGCCCCUCACCCCUCCAUGAUCGGCGUCACGCCGCCACCCCCUGUGCCCGUGCCGCACAAAGAUGAGGAUGACGACGAAGACUAUGACUCUUAGCUUCUCCCCCUCCCCUCACACACUCUUUUACCUUUUUGAUUUUUUCUCUCUAAAGUUGUUCUUACCGCAGCUGCUCCAAGUAGGGGAGGGAAAGACUCUUUCAUCGCAGCCCACCGACAGAAAAGCCCACGACAAGUUGGCUGUAUGAGACGCAUAGACAAGACCACCACCGCAGAUGAAAAAUAACCGUUUAAAUACUAGGCGUUUUAAUUUUCUUUUCUUGUUUUUUUUUUUCUUUCUUCUUCUUCUUUUUUUUUUUUUAAAGUUCUUAUAUUAAAAUGGGAGACUUGAACUUGGAUGUUUUUUAAGAUUCAGUUGGUCUGAAUUGGACUUUAAAUUAGCAGUCAAAUGUUUUGCCAAGGCCCUCAGCCAGGGUAGGUAUGGUUUGUGUUGCCUUGCCUUUUUUUUUUUUCCUUCUUUUUUUUUUUUUUCUUCCAUUUUCCUCUUGUCUUUUUCAGCUCUGUAUUAGCUAUUGUUUCUUGAAAAGAACAUAUCACUCCUUGUCAGUCAAACCCUCAGGUCAGUUAGCUUAAAUAAGAAUCAUGUAAAUGGUAGUUUAAGCCUUACAGCCUUUGUUAUUGUACAUGCAAAGGCAACUACUAAAGAUAAGUUCAGGGCAACCGUUUUUCUUAAGUAUAUUAAAAGUAAUCAGCACUUGUGUAAGGGAAAGAAAUACUAGGCUAUUGUCUCAUAAAUGUAGUGUUAGUAGUAUGGGUAUGGAAAUGCUGUUGUCGAACCGUGGGCCCUACUUCCAGGCUUCGUCACAAUGUACUGGCAGCCCGAUUGUGAAGGCUAAAACAUAAAUAAAGACGCAGUCGUAUUGUAGUUUUACUAUAAGUUAGUUAACUGCUGCAUUUGGAUCACGUUUCCAUUUUUAAGUCACGUUUUUAAGAAGAACCUAUUCUCCAUAGACCUCCAUGACCUCAGCGCCAAGCCAAACCAUAUCGGCAUGCAAAAAUCCUCCAGAUAUUAUAUUUGCUAUUGUUUUGAACCUGUCACUUACAAAUAACUGCUCUCCGAGUGUAACGAUGUUUUAUAUAUUCUCCACCACCCAUGCAGCUCCCUUGUACUGAAGACAGAGGUGUCUGUGCCGGCUUUACCUGUCAGAAAAGUAAUUUGACUCGGACCAUAACUUUGUUUUUAAAGUUAUCUCUACCCUUCAUCCUGUUCCCACUCCACUAUAACUUGUAUGCUUCUCUCUUUUUGCGGUCCCCCUCCCCAGUACCUUUUCAUUUUUUUUUUCUUCUUUUCAUUUUGAACAAAUUUCUCCUUUGUAUUCGUUGUUUUUUUUUCUCUUUUAGAUUGUUUUACAUGUAUCAAUUUAACAGCGAUAGGGCUCCCAUUUACGUGUCUGUCUGAAUAUUAUGUGUUUCAAAUGGUCAGUUGAAAUUGACACUGUAUUGUAAACUUUUAACAUUCUGUUCAUUUUGUAUGGGGUGAAAUAAAGUUCAGAUUUCAAUUAAAAAAACAACAAAAAAAAAAC
Lampris incognitus (smalleye Pacific opah) is the source of this 2363-nucleotide messenger RNA. It is a transcript of the gene drap1, whose product is annotated as DR1-associated protein 1 (negative cofactor 2 alpha). Lineage: Eukaryota; Metazoa; Chordata; Actinopteri; Lampriformes; Lampridae. Gene Ontology annotation, biological process: transcription by RNA polymerase II; negative regulation of transcription by RNA polymerase II; positive regulation of transcription by RNA polymerase II. Gene Ontology annotation, molecular function: transcription corepressor activity; core promoter sequence-specific DNA binding; transcription coactivator activity. The coding region runs from base 239 to 880 and encodes 213 amino acids. The transcript has 7 exons. Gene Ontology annotation, cellular component: nucleus; negative cofactor 2 complex. The record is from RefSeq and is a predicted model, not a curated record.